This is a messenger RNA of Neltuma alba, 1057 nucleotides long. RefSeq names its product EEF1A lysine methyltransferase 3. The record is from RefSeq and is a predicted model, not a curated record. The transcript has 7 exons. Bases 49 to 807 code for a protein of 252 amino acids. NCBI's taxonomy places the organism in Eukaryota, Viridiplantae, Streptophyta, Magnoliopsida, Fabales, Fabaceae.
AGCUGGCUGUUCCGACUUCGGCCUCCUGCAUCUUCCUGGAGAAAGAGAAUGGACAUAGCUCUCUUCUCUCCAUCAUCGCUCUUCUCCGAGGGAGACGGAGAGGAAGAUCAUGUUUGUGCUGGCGAGGAAAACACUGAUGUUGAAGAUACCCAUGUAGAGAGGAGGCACCAGUUUCCUGGAAUGGACUUGAUUAUCAGAGAAUUUUCCUUUCAUCAACUGAACGCUAAUUUACUCUGGCCUGGGACAUUUGCAUUUGCAGAAUGGUUAGUUCAACACAAGUCAUGCAUUGAAGGACGACGCAUCAUUGAAUUGGGAAGUGGCACAGGUGCUUUGGCCAUAUUUCUUCAAAAGUCAUUUCAUCUUGAUGUUACAACAUCUGACUAUGACGAUAUAGAAAUUGAGGAGAACAUAGCUCACAACUGCAGAGUGAAUAAAGUACCUGUCAUUCCUCAUGUAAGGCAUACCUGGGGAGAUAAGUUUCCAAAUUCUCCUCCUGACUGGGAUCUGAUCAUUGCAAGUGAUAUUUUAUUGUAUGUGAAACAGUAUGCAAAUUUGAUACAGACUAUUUCCUUUCUUCUCAAAUGUUACAAACCGAGCAAAGGAACAUCAUCUUAUCCUCCAAAAGAGAAUAACGGAGAUGUGGUGUUACCAAAGCCAGCUUUUCUGAUGAGCUGGAGACGCAGAAUUGGAAAGGAAGACGAAUCCCUUUUCUUCAAUGGUUGUGAGGGUGCCGGUCUGGAAGUGCAGCAUCUGGGAUCUCGCGUAUAUUGCAUUACGCCUCGGGAAAACGAGAAAUCAGAGACGUGAAGUUGAUCAAAUACCAAAUAUGCCUGGUAAGCAUGGUUCAUGAAAAGGGGAACGGAUAGUGAAGUCGAAUUUUGGAAGUUUGGUUCAUUAACUGAGUUACUUCCUGUCAUAGGUAGCUUUUCUUGUAAAAUGUACAUCUAAUAGUUGGUUAAAAGCAGAUGAUACUCAAUACCUCCACUUGAAAUUUGUCAACGUGAUCAAAGUGUAAUGCACGUUCCAAUUUCUUUUACUUGUCUUACUUUCUUCAUCA